AUGGCGGACGAAGUGGAGUCCCUCGAACCAAAGGUCCGUCGUAGGGAGGUGAAGAUGAGCAGACGAGACCCGUCAGAGAAGAGGGUCGCAGCCAGAGUCAACCGCCUAGAAGCCGCAAUCCAGCCUCUUAUACCACAGGAGUCUCGAGAUGGCCCAGACUUGAUUGAUGAGACUCAUGAAGACUGUCAUCUGGUCGGCCCAGCUGCAGCAUCACCGCUUUCUUGUCCUCGUUCCCCACUCCCUUCGAACUCACUUCUCUCCUUCUCCUUCCCUCCACGACCGCCCUACACCAACACUUCCCUGCCUCCUGUCGGCCCCAAUUCUUACUCCCCUCCUCCUCACCACCAUUCUCCUCCACCCUCUCCUCUCCCUCCACUCUCCCCCCCUUCAUCUUUUACUCUUUCGCACCACUCCACUGUCUCCUCAACUCUGCCGCCACCAAUGCUCCGGCCAUUCUCAUUUCCGCUACCAAUGCCGUCGCCACUCGCAUUCCCCCUUCCUCUGUCAUUGCCCCAGUUAAGAGUGCCCACUAACUCGCAUCUGCCCCAUCAACGGCAGUGGUACCAACACACCGGUUCUCAUGGCCUCCUUCAUCGGGAGCUACUCAACUAUCGCCAUGUGCUUGAGGCUUUGCAAGGCCCAUCCUCCUCCCUCAAACUGUCGCCGUCGACUUCCGUUUCGGCUGGCCCGAGAUCGCUUACAUCACCGACUCAGACGCAGAUUGGGCGGGGACUCGAACCCACUUAUCGGGACUCGAAUGCUUACCCUUUCAUCACGGGCCCCUGCAUACCAGACCCAGGGUCUCGGGCGAGGCCAGACACCAGCCCGACAUGUCUGCACAAGUUUGUAAAUGAGACGCCGGGCUUUCGCUACGACGGGAGCUGUUCAAGACGGACGGAGAACCAGAUUGCGUUACUCAGUCUCAAAGAAGCCUCCUUCGAAGAGGAGGAUGCAGACUCCCUACUGACCAAUCAUAACGUAUCCAGCUAG
Protopolystoma xenopodis is the source of this 990-nucleotide messenger RNA. The record is from the annotation of a GenBank genome assembly. NCBI's taxonomy places the organism in Eukaryota, Metazoa, Platyhelminthes, Monogenea, Polystomatidea, Polystomatidae.